This is a messenger RNA of Priceomyces carsonii, 945 nucleotides long. RefSeq lists its product as uncharacterized. The record is from RefSeq and is a predicted model, not a curated record. The transcript has a single exon. The coding region runs from base 1 to 945 and encodes 314 amino acids. Lineage: Eukaryota; Fungi; Ascomycota; Pichiomycetes; Serinales; Debaryomycetaceae.
AUGCCAGGAAUACCAUCAAUGGUAAUAAAGCCUGAUAAAGGUGUCAACAUUAUCCUUCGAAAUGUCAGAAGGACGACUCCAAUUGUAUCAUAUUCGCCACAGAUCUAUGAUGGUCUUACACCUUGCACUAAGGUUCAAUGGGUGCUGAAAAUUCAGAAGAACCCGCAAAAUAACUUGCAUUUGAUGACGAUAAGGAAACAGUCUAAUGCGACCAAUGGUCCAGAUAAGAAAGAACAGGAGAGAAAAGCUAACCUCGGGUCUAUGGUGGAUGAACUUCGAGUAUUGAUUCCAAAUAUCUUGAAUAAAUCGUUACCAAAGUCAAUUAUAUCGAGUGGCAUAUUACUCAGAAUUGUACCGACUCAUCUAGAAGAGCUUAAUGGUUAUUUGCCUAAUAUAAAAGGUCAUGUAUCGUACUAUGCUACAUGUAAAACGUUGCAAUUGAUCUUAACUUCGGUUGUAUUAAGUCCAAAGGUAAAACUACAUAUCCAAAAAAUAAAAGUCUCAAAGGACAGCGACUACAAGUGCAUCUAUCCUGAAUCUACAAAAAUUGAAGUCCGCUGGACAACUUGCUUGGAAGGCUGUGCUCAUCUCUCUCAAGAAGAUGGUAAACAUAAAUCUGAAGAUACAAGCUAUCAUUCAACCUCAGACGCAAAACUAGGCUCUCAUAGCUGGUCUAAAGUAGAUCCUGUGAAAGCACUCAAACAUAAUAAGUCGAAUAAUGUUACAACCACAUUGCCAUCCCUUACCAGUACCAUAUCGCAUUGGACAUCGGGAUUAAUAGGCUUGACUAAGGAAAAUAAAAAACUAGAAAGGAUAAUAUCUGGAAUCUUUAUAUUUGAACUCAAUGACGAUAACAAUAAAAUCAUUGUACAUACAAUCGAAGAUGUGGACGUCAUCGAGAAGACAGAAGCAGAGGAUGUCGACGGUGAAUUGCGAAUAUGUUAG